AUGCGGAACCUGACCAGCAGAAAUGCCUCCCAAUUUUACGGAGGAACCAGUCUCUUUCAGAUGCACCUUUCGGACAACUGGACGGUCCCCCUCAUCAGCGCCGACCAGCAGGCUGCCCAGAUUGUCCCACCGCGAAAGAUACUCCUGGCCUCGGAUGAGCCAGGGGGGUCUGACUACGAUCCUCACCAUGAGGUUUGCCGUCACUUGGUCAAGACCUUCUUCCGACAAUCCUACCAGUACAACAUGUUUAUCUAUCGUGAAUACUUUCUGCGCGACUAUGACGCCGGCUUCGGUCGGUAUUACUCUGAUCUUCUCUUGUGCUCCAUAUGCGCCACCAGUGCACCAUUAUCCGAAGAGCCCGAUUUAUCCGCUCUGUCGAAUCUGUUUGUCCGACGAGCCCAUGCCCUUCUAUAUGCGACGCUGGAAAAUCCCGAUCUGACGACUUUGCAAUCACUGAUCCUGCUUGGCCACUUGGACAUUGGCCAGGGCAAGGCAUCCAAAGGCUGGCUUUUCUGUGGAAUGGCAUUUCGUCUGGCGCAUGAGAUGGGCUUGCACCUCGACCCCAGCAACUGGGCACAAACCUCCAAAUCUCCGGUCGACAGAGAGAUCUUGCGUCGGGUCUACUGGGCCGCCUUCACCGCGGACAAACAGCUGAGUCUUCAUUUCGGACGGCCUCCCGCCCUCUAUCCACAUGAGUCGGAUGUCCACAAUGCCAUGCGUAUUCCCUAUCCCGCUGAAUGGGAGAGGCUGCUUGAUACCUACAUCUCGCCUGGGAGUUCGACGACUGCCUAUGAGGAUGGUAUCGCGUUGGUUGCCUCACUAAUUUACCAGAUUGAACUGGCCAAGAUCUUUCACAAUCUCAUUGUCAAUAUCUUCGAGAACAGGAGUCAAAUCAGCACGGUUACUGCAAUGACGGCCCACCAAAUCCAUGUGGACAUGACGAACUGGCUCUCCAGGCUCCGGGAAAGCUACAUUGGAACCAGUGGAUGGUUGGACGAGUGCCUGCAUGCGUUCUACACCUGCAGAAUGAUAAUCCUUCAUCGUCCCCCACGAACUCUCUUCGGUGACCCCAAGAUUGCCACGAGCGAAGACAUCGAAAUUUGCUACCAAUCCUUAGAGGCCAUCCUCUGCCUUUUGAGGAGCUACGCGCGCCAUUAUCGCUAUGUCGACCUCCCUCUUGACGUGAUGCAUAUCCUGUCAACCGCGGCAGCCACGGUCUUGAUGAAGCGGUUUUUCAACAAGGCCUUGUGGACCGACGUCGAGAUAGCCAAGCCGCUGUCUUUCCUUCUCGGCGCCAUGGACGAGAUCCAAGUCAAAUGGCCGUACAUGUUUGAGAUUCGGGAGAGUAUCACCAGAUCCAUCUCCGAACCACUGGUGGAUCGUGAUGUUGGGCAGGCUUGUGAGAUCGGACCCCUGCGCAGUCCAGGAUCCGCAGAUGGGCCCCCUGCCGGUCAUGAUGAUCAAAGUACCACGUCAGCUGGUGAUCUGGGCCUUCUUAUGACAAAAGACUUUUUGAGCGGUCAUUUCGAAUGGGACGAGUCGCUCCUGCCCUGA
Messenger RNA from Capronia epimyces CBS 606.96, 1554 nucleotides. RefSeq lists its product as uncharacterized. The coding region runs from base 1 to 1554 and encodes 517 amino acids. Gene Ontology annotation, biological process: DNA-templated transcription. The transcript is spliced from 2 exons. Gene Ontology annotation, molecular function: zinc ion binding; DNA binding. The record is from RefSeq and is a predicted model, not a curated record. Lineage: Eukaryota; Fungi; Ascomycota; Eurotiomycetes; Chaetothyriales; Herpotrichiellaceae.